GUUUAGUCAGUGUUGUUUGAUGAAUGAGCUCCGUACGUUACUCUCUCUGUUCCGCUCUGCGCCCCAUCAACGUCUCUGCUGCUCGGAUGGGCGUGAGUCCUUAAUGCUACCCAGUUGUCCAUCGAGCACCAUGGGAAAGAAGAGUCGAGUAAAGACUCAGAAGUCGGGCUCAGGAGCCUGCGCUGUGGUUUCCCCCAAGGAAAUGAUGAACCUAAUCGCUGAACUGCUGCAGAAAUGCAGUAGUGCAGCACCAUCUGCUGGUAAAGAGUGGGAGGAGUACAUCCAAAUCAGAGGCUUGGUGGAGAAGAUCCGCAAGAAACAGAAGGGUUUGUCAAUCAUAUUUGAGGGCAGCAGAGACGAUUACUUUCCAGACUUGAUGUCUUGGGCUCAGGAAAACGGGGCUUCCUGUGAUGGCUUCACAGUGGCCAACUUCGGAACGGAGGGCUACGGUUUACGGGCCACCAGAGACAUCAAGGCGGAGGAACUGUUCCUGUGGAUUCCCAGGAAAAUGUUAAUGACUGUGGAGUCGGCCCAGGCCUCUGUACUGGGUCCUCUGUACAGCCAAGACAGGAUCCUGCAGGCCAUGGGCAACGUGACGCUGGCCCUCCACCUGCUGUGUGAGCGGGCCAACCCUGCUUCCUCCUGGCUGCCAUACAUCCGCAGUCUUCCUCAAGAAUACGACACGCCGCUUUUCUACCAGCAGGAUGAGGUGCAGGUGCUGCUGGGCACGCAGGCAGUGCAGGACGUCCUGAGCCAAUAUAAGAACACUGCACGCCAGUACGCUUACUUCUACAAACUGGUACAGACCCAUCCCGCCGCCAGCAAACUGCCCCUGAAGGACAGCUUCACAUUUGAUGACUACAGGUGGGCGGUGUCCUCGGUGAUGACCCGGCAGAAUCAGAUCCCGACUGAGGACGGAGGCCGGAUCACUCUGGCCCUCAUCCCCCUCUGGGACAUGUGUAACCACACCAAUGGACUGAUCACCACCGGCUAUAACCUGGAGGAUGAUCGCUGUGAAUGUGUGGCGCUGCAGGACUACAAGGAGAACGAACAGAUCUACAUCUUCUACGGCACGAGAUCCAAUGCCGAGUUUGUCAUCCACAACGGCUUCUUCUUCCAAGACAACGCCCACGACCGAGUGAAGAUCAAGCUGGGCGUCAGUAAGAGUGAGCGCCUUUACGCCAUGAAGGCCGAAGUCCUGGCACGAGCCGGCAUCCCAGCGUCCUGUAUCUUUGCUCUGCACUGUAAUGAACCCCCCAUUUCUGCCCAGCUGCUAGCCUUUCUCAGAGUCUUCUGCAUGACAGAAGAGGAACUGAAGGACUACCUGCUCGGAGACAGUGCCAUCAAUAAGAUCUUCACCCUUGGCAACAGUGAGUUCCCCGUCAGCUGGGAGAACGAAAUCAAGUUGUGGACUUUCCUUGAGACCCGGGCUGCUUUACUGCUUAAGACCUACAAGACCACCUCACAGGAGGACCGCUCCAUGCUGGAGAAACCUGAUCUAACUCUCCAUUCCCGCGUGGCGAUCCAGCUCCGCCUGGCCGAAAAGCAGAUCCUAGAGAAGGCGUCGGCCAGCGGACGGGCCAAGCGUCUGCGCUUUGAGAAGAAGCUGGAGGAGGGCGCUCCAUUACCUCGGUAUGAGGAGAGCGACAUCGCUUUGCUGGAGAAUACUGACGCAGAUGCAAAGCUUCCCAUCAUCCUGCACAAGUUGGAGGAAGUGGAAGAAGGCCAGGAGAUCCAGGUGGAGGAGCACAGUCACCUCCUGAACGGGGAGAAGGCUGUGUAUGCUUUGGAUAUGGAGGCUAAUGGAGAGCCAGUGCAGGAGGAGACUGAGGAGCAGGUCAGCAAAGAUGUUAAUCCAGCUUUGGACUCAAUUGGAAGUUCAACCCAGAAGGGCCAAAGGCAAGUGGCCGAUCUAAGUGCCAGUCGAACUGAAGACGAUCCCAAAGAGAACAGUGAAUAAAUACAUUUCACUUACUGCCACUUACAGGCCAUGCUAUUUAUUUAUUUUUGUGUCUCUUAAAUGACUCAGAAAUAUAAAAGCUGAAAAAAAUUGUAAUUCAAAGUCGCAGAAGUUUUUUCAACUGUAUGUUAAUCCAGUGUGGCUUUUUCUUAGUUGUCUGCUGCUGAACUGGUUUUAAAAUGCUGCCAGCGUGUCCCUCAGCGUUCUGUGCAGAACAGCUUUUGACUAAAAUUAGCUUUUUUUGAAGUUUCAAACACUUAGGUUUACAUUAAAACAGUCGGAGCAUAGGAAGACAGCGGAGGGGACACUGGUUCCAGCGAACUGUUAGCUAAAUGUUAUUUCCACAAAGCCAAAAUGUCUCUAAUCUUGUGAAUUGGUUUGCUUAUUGCUGCAGUUUGUCUCCAUACAUGUCCAGUACACUUUGAGUUGACAAUCAUAUUUUUCUAGUGCAUUCUGGGGUACUGAGUUAAGACAGUCACUGCCCUCUAUUCCCUUUUUGUUUCUAGUUAAAAUCAUUUCAAACAAAACAUAAAAUCAUGAGCCUAGUUUGACAACACAUGGAGGAUGUUUUUUUGCUUUUUUUUUUUUAAUGAAAGCUUUUUUUUUUUGCUUUUUUUUUUUUACCAUAAAUUGAACUUUUUUUAUGUUAUGGUGUUGCAGCCCUUAAGACAGAAACAAAGAGUUAUGUUGUAUGUUUUCUCAUGAAUGUACUCAGUUUACGUUGCAGAGAUUAUGUGACCCAGUGAUCACUGAGAAAGCCAUAUGCAGUACUGAGGACUUAAUGAGACAGAAGAAGAAGAAGAUGACAGUUUAUGUGAGUUUUUUCACCCGCCUAAAAAAAAUAGGCAAUUUCAACGUGACACCUUUUUGUAUGAAAAACACGACAGCACUGUCAGUGUGUUUGUGAUCUCUUUAGUGUGUGUUAACUGUAGGGGUGGCCCCAAUAACUCAGUGAUACGACUAGAGUCACUUCUGACUGAACUAUGACAGUAAAAACAUGGUGGGAGGAGACAAGCAAUUUUUGGCCUUGAUUCUUAUCAGUCAGAACAUUUUACCUUAUUGUACAAAAUGUAGUUGUGGGUUUAAUCCUUGACCUAAACCACUUAAGGGAUACGCGAGGUGAAAUUCAAACAUCAUAACCUGAAAUGUCCAUUAACUCACACAUUACUUUGUGAAGCUCCUUUGUGCUUCGACUCUACUACAGUUUUGCAGGGACAUUUUUAUAGUGGUACUUUAUGUGGCUUAAUAGCAUUACAUGGUUAUAUGUUGACAUCUCAAAUCAAGUUCCUCCCACUGGUUUUAUUUGAGCUUUUGAUUGCAUUUCACAGUCUUCAUCAGAACAUGUAAUUGUUGGUUAACGUGUCGUCAUGUCACCUGUUUAUGCAACUUGGUUCAUGUCAUAACAAGUGGUUGUAUUUAGUGAUAAUCAGUGGUGAACACCCAAAGUCCACUCUCUCAUUUAGUAGAAUCACUGCACUUCCAGUCUGACUUAGUGUUCUGCUGUCCGACCCAUCUACAGCCAAUCAGGAGAGAAGACUGUAGCACCCAAUGAAUCAUUUCCUGAAAAUGCACUUGAUCGAACAUGUAAGAAAAGCAAGUAAUGUAAUAACUAACUUGACCAAUAAUGUAAUUAAAUGUCCUGACUGAUACUGUAGUAAAAUUUUUACUGAGAUGUAAAGUGUGCAAGUUUACGAUUUACAUGUUUCAUGAUCACUUUACAACAGAUGGCUAGUGCAUUGUUAUCAGGCAAAGAUUUAUGAAACUAAAAUGACCCACCCAUACCCAUGCUGAUUGGUCAGCCUGUUCACCCCUAAAAAACGUCAGUACAGGCAGCAAAAACGAGCUAUAUUAACAUAUUUUGAGCUAUAUUUACGGGGUUCGAGUCCUGUUUGAAAACAAAAGUAAAUGAUUUUUGACUGAAGUUACGUUGUUUACAUAAGUUACAUGAAUCAAAUUAUUGUUUCAACGUAACUUAGGUUUUUUUUUGCGUAAAUUGCGGUAUUCACGUUCACAUUUAAGUAAAUGUAUAUUCUCUUUAAACUUCUUUUAUAGCGUCUUACCAGGAAGGUUUUUCUCCUGAACCUCGGUCAGUGGUUUUAUGACAUAAAUCCACAGUAACUGCAGCCUUUUUUACAACCCUGAGUGUGCGACAAGACAAGAUGAAGGCAAAACAAUCCAUGAAAUAUUAUUUUUCAACUGAGUCAACAGUUAUUCUUCUUAUGUCUUCUUUACCUGGUCUGAUAUAUUGAAUAUGGUAUUCAAAAACUGCUUUGAAUGGAAUUUGAGAGUAAAAGUUAAUUUGUAAUGCAUGAAUUCAUUCAAAAGUAGAAACUCAAUUGUUUUACCUUUUAUUACAUUAUUGGUCAAGUUGUUACAUCACUGGGUUUUAUUCUAUUUUUGAUCAAGUUAAGUGCAAAUUGUAUUACAUUGUCAGGAAAUGAUUCCAUCACUGGCUGCUACAAGGAUUUUAGAACUGAACUAUGAGCACCCUUUUCUUUAUUUGACUGUGUGGCAAAGUAAUGUCUUCUCACAUGCUCAACAUGAAUAUAUGGUCUUUGACGUUGGAUGUCUUCCUGCCAACCUGGUCUCACAGAAAUCCGUGAAAUAGCCACAGAAUCGCUCAAAUUUCCGUGAAACUGACACGGAUUUCGCUACAAUGCAAGUUAAUGACAGUCAUAUCCCAUGGCUAUUGGUUUGUUCCAAGUCACGUGACUUUCAAGGUCCCAGCGGUCAGAACAAAAAACAUGGCGGACAGUUCUCUCAUUUUUAGUGAAAAAUCAAUAUUUUGAUCACAUUUCUAGCGAGAAAUAUAUGUUUUAUUUUCUAAAUAUUCACUCAGUGAAUGUACAUAAUCACUUUGUAUGUUGGAAUAGCCACGGGAUGUGACUGUCAUUAACUUGCAUUGUAGCGAAAUCCGUGUCAGUUUCACGGAAAUUUGAGCGAUUCCGUGGCUAUUCCACGGAUUUUGAGUUAAGCGAAAUCCGUGGCUAUUUCACGGAUUUCUGUGAGACCAUGUUGCUUCCUCCUUAUGGACACGUACUCCUUUGACUCUCUGAACAUCUCCCCCACACACAACCACAUGGUAUAAUGUGAUCAAAGUGCCAUAUUUACAGUAAUUCACAUGGUGACACCUAAACCAACGCUUUUGAAACUAAAAGAACUUCAUUAACUGAUGAAGACGAGAAUGAGCUGCAAUUCUCUUGACUGAUACAUCACAACUACAGUAGAAUAAAAAGGUUCAACUUAAGCUUCCAUAAAGGCGAGCUGGACUAUAUUUUCUGGCUCUGCCCUCCUUCUUAUCUGAAGUAGGUUCCUAUAUAGAUUAGAUAAAUAAGUUCAAUGUGCCUUGUUCUCCACUCUCUCUACAGUGGAGCAGGUGGGUCAAAUGUUAUUGCUUAAAGAAAUGAUAACCAAAACUAUAAAAAUAAAAUAGAACUUUGUUUUGGGACUGUCGGCGAAGCUGCUUCUCAUGUUUGCUGUGACUUUUCUCUGGCUCUAAGAUGAAAGAUUCUUUAGUUUUAAUAUCCCGUUUCAAAUUUGCUUGAACAGAGUGGACCACACACUGUUGCUGGAGUCAAGUUUGGUGGGUUGUUUAAAGAAGGUGGCGCAAUUAAUAAAAACAUUUUUGAAAUCUCUUUAAA
Centropristis striata (black sea bass) is the source of this 5601-nucleotide messenger RNA. RefSeq names its product SET domain containing 3, actin histidine methyltransferase (gene setd3). The transcript has 13 exons. NCBI's taxonomy places the organism in Eukaryota, Metazoa, Chordata, Actinopteri, Perciformes, Serranidae. The coding region runs from base 20 to 1960 and encodes 646 amino acids. The record is from RefSeq and is a predicted model, not a curated record. Gene Ontology annotation, molecular function: histone H3K4 methyltransferase activity; histone H3K36 methyltransferase activity; protein-L-histidine N-tele-methyltransferase activity. Gene Ontology annotation, biological process: peptidyl-lysine dimethylation; actin modification; peptidyl-lysine trimethylation.